Messenger RNA from Rosa chinensis, 2312 nucleotides. Its product is annotated as ankyrin repeat-containing protein ITN1. Bases 141 to 1997 code for a protein of 618 amino acids. Gene Ontology annotation, molecular function: protein phosphatase 1 binding; protein phosphatase regulator activity. NCBI's taxonomy places the organism in Eukaryota, Viridiplantae, Streptophyta, Magnoliopsida, Rosales, Rosaceae. The transcript has 4 exons. Gene Ontology annotation, cellular component: plasma membrane. The record is from RefSeq and is a predicted model, not a curated record.
AUCGUUGGCCUCCCGCCACCCCCAACGCACCAGCUCCUUCCUCGCCUUCAAAACCCUAACGAAUUUGUUCGUUUCCCCCACAUUCAGCCUCUUCGUUUCUUGAUAAUGAACGAAUAAAUAAAGGGAUCGAAUUUUCAAAAAUGCUGAAUGUCCGUUUGAGAACGGCACAAGAUGCAGGAGGUGAGAGGGACCUGGAGAAGGGGCUGCUGGAGCCCUCAACGCCGGGAACUCGAUCGGAGCCGCCGAUGUCACCGCACACAUCGAGGCUGGCGCCGUUUUUGUCCAAUUCCAGCAAGUCUCUGCUGGUUUCGAAUUCUAGCAAGUCUCUGCUGGUUUCGAAUUCCGGCAAGUCUCUGAUGGUUUCUAAUUCCAGCAAGUCUCUGGUUAUGUCGAAUUCCGGCCAGCGCUUGGAUCAGAAGAAGAAGUACGUGCGGCAGGUGACCGGCCGCUUCAAUGACACGGAGCUCCACCUGGCGGCGAAGCGGGGCGACGUCGCCGCCGUGAAGCAUAUCAUCGGCGAGAUUGAUGCACAGAUGAUGGGGACCACGAGUGGGGCUGAUUUUGAUGCGGAGGUGGCUGAGAUUAGGUCUGCGGUUGUGAAUGAGGUCAAUGAGUUGGGAGAGACGCCGCUUCUCGCCGCCGCCGAGAAGGGGCACCUUGGUGUGGUGAAGGAGCUCUUGCCUUUCACCACCGAUGAGGGGAUUUACAUGAAGAAUAGGAUCGGCUACAAUCCAUUGCAUAUUGCUGCUAGUCAAGGGCACCAUGCCAUUAUCCAGGUCCUGUUAGACCAUGAACCAGGACUUAGCAAAACACUUGGCCCGUCAAAUGCAACAGCUCUUGUGGCUGCAGCUACGAGAGGGCAUACAGAUGUGGUUAAGGAGUUAAUGAAUCAUGAUCCUAGCUUGGUAGAAAUUUCUAAAUCCAAUGGUAAGAAUGCAUUGCAUUUUGCGGCACGGCAGGGCCAUGUAGAUAUUGUGAAAGCUUUACUUGACAAGGAUCCACAACUAGUAAGAAGAAUUGACAAGAAAGGACAGACUGCUUUGCAUAUGGCCGUAAAAGGUCAUAGCUGUGAGGUGGUGAAGUUGCUACUUGACGCAGAUUCAGCUCUUGUCAUGCUCCCAGACAAGUUCGGUAAUUUACCAUUACAUGUGGCCACGAGGAAGAAGAGAACAGAGAUAGUAAAUGAGUUGUUAGCCCUUCGUGACACAAAUGUGAAUGCUUUAACAAGAGAACAGAAAACACCCCUUGAUAUAGUUGAAGCACUUCCUCUCUCUGAAGAAUCCACGGCAAUUAAGGAAAGCUUAACUGAGUAUGGUGGUCUCCGAGCCCAGGACCUUAACCGGCCAAGAGAUGAGCUUAGAAACACAGUGUCAGCUAUAAAAAAAGAUGUCCACACUCAGCUGGAUCAAGCCCGCAAGACCAGUCGGAGUGUUACUGGAAUUGCCAAGGAGAUCCGUAGGCUACAAAGGGAAGGAGUCAAUAUUGCAACUAACUCUGUCACAGUGGUUGCAUCGCUCAUCGCAACAAUAGCAUUUGCAGCUAUAUUUACUGUACCUGGUGGUGAUUUAGAUUCUGGGAAGUCUGUGACGGUUUCAACUACAUCGUUCAAGAUGUUUUAUUUUUUUAAUGCUAUUUCACUCUUCGUAGCAUUGGCUGUUGUCGUGGUACAGAUCACCCUUAUUCGGGGGGAGACGAAGACUGAGAGGAGGGUUAUAACAGUGAUUAAUAAGGCGAUGUGGUUGGCCUCUAUGACCACUACAGUAGCAUUUAUUUCUGCAGCAUAUAUAGUGGUUGGUCGACAUAAUCGGUGGGCCGCAAUCUUUAUCACAGUUAUAGGAGGGAUUAUAAUUUCAGCCGUUCUUUGUAUCAUGACAUAUUUUGUGAUAAAGUCCAAAAAGAUUCGUAGAUUGAGAAAGAGAGAGAAGCUUCUUACAAGGACUGGAUCCUCCUUGCACUCAGACUCCGGUUCAGAAGUGAAUCGUGUUAUGGCCCUUUAAUAGAUUUGUUCUUUCGAACUAGCCUGUGGUUCAAUGUCUGACUUUUAUACAUGAAGAAGAAAACCAAAAUGGGAGCACUUGGGUCAUUUGAGGUUCUUAUCUAUGGAAAAUUCUAGUGUGCUGGUAUGUAUCCCAUACCCACACUUACAAAGUGAGAACAAAUUUGUUCUCAAAAUUGGAAUUUGAGUCCUACUUUGUGUAAUCUUUGUUCUAAUAAUGAUAAUUACACUUCUUACGACACUUUUACAAGUUUUGAACAAAUUCGUUGUCAAUGUUGUAAUUUUUGUUCUCAAUGUUGUAAAUAGUGUAAAUGAA